ACAAGCUAAAUAAAUUCUCUUCACAAAUUAUUUCCUUCACCAAUUUCAUAUAUAUAUAUAUUAUCUCUUUAUUUCCUUCCCAAAUAUUAUAUUGCAUAAUUUAAGCACACAGUGAGUGUAACUACCUCAACAAUGGCUUCUUUAAACUUGUUCGUUGCCCCGAUUAAUGUCACUCCUCAGAGGAGAGUGCUAAGAACCGCCGCCACCGCAGCGAAAAGCUCCGGCGGAGGCGGAGAGGAGAAGGGUUUGUUGGACUUUAUCCUCGGUGGGUUGGCUAAGGAAGAGCAGAUCUACGAGACUAAUCCAAUCCUGAAGAAGGUCGAGGGGAAAACUACUAGCGGUGGCGGCACCACCGGUAAUGGCCGGAAGGGUACGGUGGCUGUGGCGGCGCCUAAGAAGAAGGAGGGCGGCGGUUUCGGAGGAUUUGGCGGGCUUGGAGACCUCUUUGCCAAGAAAUGAUGGGGGCUAGCUAGCCUUUUAAUAUUUAUUUAAUAAAUUGUUCCCAACACAAAAAAGAUUAUUAUGUAAUUUAAUUAUGUUUUUUUUUUUGUUCAUUAUUGUGGGCAUUUUGGAAGUUUUUUUUUAUGUAAUUUGGAGCUUAAUUUAAUUGAAUAUAUUUGCUUUUACCAUAUGUAUUUUGGAUUUGUUUUUACACAAUUGAUUUAAUGUUAAAUUA
Messenger RNA from Erythranthe guttata (spotted monkey flower), 676 nucleotides. RefSeq names its product thylakoid soluble phosphoprotein. The record is from RefSeq and is a predicted model, not a curated record. NCBI's taxonomy places the organism in Eukaryota, Viridiplantae, Streptophyta, Magnoliopsida, Lamiales, Phrymaceae. Gene Ontology annotation, cellular component: chloroplast.